Molecule: messenger RNA, 4032 nt
Organism: Epinephelus fuscoguttatus (brown-marbled grouper)
Lineage: Eukaryota; Metazoa; Chordata; Actinopteri; Perciformes; Serranidae
Product: protein sel-1 homolog 3
Molecular function (GO): protein binding
Source: RefSeq, a predicted model, not a curated record
AUGGAGAGAUGAAUGGAAACAUUUUCUGAACCAUGGAUUUCCAUACACUACAAAUACAUCUGUCAGUUUUGUCUCAGUGUGCAGAUCGUUUGGGGUUUAGACGAGGUGACAAUCCUGAAUCCUCCGGAGGAGCCUUUGUCAGACUAUCUUUUGAGAAUACUUUACUCUUGUGAUGAACCUGCGACAGUACAGCUGGACUGUAUUGUGUCUUUUGAAAGUGGCAUCACUUCCACACUCUUGCUAAGACAGUGGAGCUGCAGUCCUGGUGACCCUAAAAUAAAGACACUGGAGCUGAACUUGCCAGAUUGGUUGGUGUAUCAAGCUGAUGGGAUUAUUCCAGACUCCCAGUGGGUGCUGAGUUGCAUCCUUCAAGCGUCACUGAGAUACAGUGGAUUUGAUGACACUGACGGGUCUGUUGCAGCUCAGGAUGUGGCAAAUUUGCACCCUAAACCUUUUUUUAGUCGACCUGUGAAACAGCAUCAACUAUGCAUUUCCUGGAGUACACAAAUGCUGCAACUGACUCAACGAUUUUCAAAGAAACAAUGCCCUUUGGAGCAAGAAACGGUGCAUUUGCUGUCUUCAAUAUACGCUUCAACUGGGGAAAACUUUGGGAUCACAAAGACACUGGGCCCUUACAGCAGUGAGAUUCUGGAGUAUUUACGUGUGAACGCCAUCUACUUUCCAUGGUGUAUGUUAUCCAUCUGGAUAUUUGUGACCAGAUACUGCCAAGAAAACAUAUGUGGUGUGCUUCACCAUAUAGACUCCCGUAAUAACUAUGCCUCACUAACACUGUUUCUCAAAGCCUCAGGCCGGCUACACAUCCAGAUGAGUGAGGACUCUGUGAAAUCCUCUGCAUUUAGCUCUUCAUUCAAGGUGCCUUUAAAGAAAUGGUGCCAAAUCAGCUUGAUGUUGCAAGGUAGAAUGGUGACCAUCUCCAUGGUGUGCAUUGAUGAGGAGCAGAAAACUUUUCAUUCAGUUGAACACACAUUUGGGCAUAUUGUCGAGCUGGAUGACACAGACGGAUAUUUUGUGAUUGGUGGAGGGAAAUACGUAAAAGGAGUAGAAGGUUAUUUUGGGCCAUUGGUUUACUACCGCAACCGAAUACCACCUUACAGCAUGUCUGAAGUUGUUAUUCCAGAUGUCAUCAGGACCGUCAACCUGACCGGAUGGCUGCAGACCUGUCAGCAAUUUCGUUUUGAGAUGAAUGUGAAAAUCAGUGGCUAUUCUCUCAUGGCUGAACACAGAAGGAACUCUGAGACCUGUUCUGAUGCUUUUCAUGAGUGGAUAGAAGAGGGCAGACGACCAUCAGAGUCGCAGUGUGAGCUGUGGGAGGCGACUGUCCCUCAUAAGAGACAAGCUGCAAAACUGGCCAAGUUUUUGGCUUUCAAACAUGGAGAAAGUCGAGUUAGCCUGCCAGCUGUGGGCAGAGCACUGUACGCCUUAUCACUUCAAAAGCUGAGCAGAGCGAGCAGCACUGAGGUGGUCAGCAGAAUAUUACCGCUGCUGCUCCAAGCUGGCUGCUUAGCUGAUAACCGAGCUCUGCACAUGUCGUCGGCGCUCUACAGCGCUGGCCUGGGAGUCAAGGAACAGCCCAAUAAGGCUUGGCUCCUGGCCCUGCUGGCUGCCCAGAAGGAUGAUCGAUUAGCACUUCUGCAUCUUGGGCACCUGCACCAUCAGGGUCUCCAUGGCCUGCCCCCAGACCCAGACCUGGCUUAUGCAUAUUAUGCAAACAUUGCUAAACAGACAACUUUUGACCGUCACAAUCCCACACCACAGCAGACAUUUGUUGAGGCUGUUUACUUAAACAAUGAUGAGGAGUUGGAUCUCCAGACCAAUGAAGACCAUCAUAUCUUCCAGUGGCUGAAACUGCAAGCACGCAGGGGAGCAGCUGAAGCAGAGCAAACGGUUGCCCGCAUGCUGUUCUGGGGUCAGCAGGGAGUGUCUCCAGACAUCCAGAAGGCUGUGAAACACUACGAAAGAGGAGCCAUUCAGUGGGAGGACCCUGUGUCUAUGUAUGACUAUGGCAUAGUUCUACUGCAGGGGCAUGGGGUUGAACAGGACAUCCCAAAGGCUCUCACUUUCCUGAAGAAAGCAAUGGACCAGGAUUUUGUUCCUGCAAUCAAUGCCAUAGCCUGGUACUAUGAGCACUUUGAGAAGGACUACGCGCAGGCAGUGCAGCUGUGGGAACAGGCUGAUCUCCUCGAGUGUCCAGACGCUGCUUUGAAUCUCGGCGUGAUGUACUCACAGGGUCUGUAUCCAGGAAAACCUGCUGACCAGUUUAUGGCCUAUCAGUACUAUCUGAAAUCUGCAGAGAGAGGGCACAUCAGGGGAGCACUUCUCCUCGCUAACAUCUGGACCACUGGGAUACCUGGCAGUGUCAACAGACAACCAUCAGAUGCUGUUUUGUGGGUAAAGUGGGCGGCAGAGCACAACGGAUACCUGGGCAGCGUCUUGCGGAAGGCUUUGGAUUCGUAUCUCAAGAGUGACAUGUUCAACUCGCUGUUAUAUUACCUGAUGGCUGCUGAGUGCGGGUACUCACCUGCUCAGUUCAACGUGGCAUAUCUGUGUGAACAAAAUACGUUAGGUUUUCUGGAUCCUGCUUAUGCAUCAAAUUGCAUGUGGCGAUAUUACAACCGGACAAUCCAAAGUCAAAAUCCUGACACUUAUGCCUUGAACAGGAUGGGUGACCUGUACUAUGAGGGGCAAGGUGACAGGCAGAAAGACUUGUUUACUGCAGCAAGGAUGUACACACUGGCAGCACUAAGGAAUGAGCCACAGGGAUGGUACAACCUUGGCCUCCUUGCCGAGGAGGGUUACAGGCUGCCGCUGUCAGUAUUGAUUGACCUUGGCCUUUCAGAGCUGUAUCUGGCAGACAACAGUUUGCUGCUAAGCACUUUGUACAAAAGAUGCAGAGACUCAGAAGAUACAGAUUCAUACUUGCCCUGCAGCCUCGCCCUCUUCAAUGUGUAUCUUCAGUCGUUCCAAAAGGACUAUAGUGCUGCUAUUAAGAUAUCCACUACUGUUGCUGUGGUUGCAGCUCCAACAAUACUCAUCAUCAUCUUCGGUGUGCUCAGGAGACCUGUCCUGUCUCCCAACUAGAGCCAAGACUCUUAUCAGGACUGUAAGUGGAACAAACUCAGGGACUAAUAUGCAAAGUUGACCACCCUGGCAACAGCGUUGACACAUUUUGUGUUAGUUUACAUAAGUUUACCAUGGAAUCACUGUAAAGAAAACAUGUGAGUGUUAGAAAUAUGAACAUUGUCUUUUAGUACAUGUUGGAAUGUUUUGGGUUUGUACGUUUGCAUUGACUUUUAGCGAAAAGAAUAAGAUGAUCGAACAAUAAAGAGUCUGUUUAAGUGCCACUGGACAUGCCAUCAGUUUUAAAGGUGCUUCUGGUAAGUCAAAGAUGUUAUUCUUAGAUGUUCUAUUGUCUCCCAGUGUAAUGACUCCUUCACCCUGUGGCGUUCUGUGCAUGGAUGACUUGCAGACUUGCUCUUUUUAAUCACUUUGUGUCAACAGAUCUCCUACAGUUUAAAAGGUCAUAAUCCAAUCUGAUAGGAAAAUAUAGAUUAUAAAAUCAUAAUCUGAACAAGUCUUCCCUGAUUCCAAUACACUGCAACAUCGAUUCUGCUCUGGCCUGCUCAGAUAGAGGAUUUAAGCUAUGGGAAGAUGAGGAGAUUUUAACCCUGGGGCUUUUAUUUGAUAAAUACGUGAUGACUACAUUUGAACAAAUUCAACAGGAAUAUGGUUUCUCCCUAGAAACUACUUCUUCAGAUAUUGACAAAUCUGUAGCUUUAUUUAUUCAGAAUCAAAGCAGGCGGUCUCGCCUUUGACUGUCAGACUUCACAUAUUGAGCGUUUACUUCUUGGUAGAGGCAGGAAAUCUGUUUUCGAGCAGGAGUAUGCUGAACUCAACAUUACUGGUUACAUAAAUUCAGAAAAGAACAAGAUACAAUCAAUUUAGACACGGGAUGUAGCCAGGUAUGACAGAAAUGUGCUCCAUGUGUAAAGUGUAAGUGGGAGGUUACAGGCA